This is a messenger RNA of Rhodotorula graminis WP1, 777 nucleotides long. RefSeq lists its product as uncharacterized. The transcript has 6 exons. Gene Ontology annotation, cellular component: mitochondrion. The coding region runs from base 19 to 738 and encodes 239 amino acids. Gene Ontology annotation, biological process: mitochondrial proton-transporting ATP synthase complex assembly. The record is from RefSeq and is a predicted model, not a curated record. NCBI's taxonomy places the organism in Eukaryota, Fungi, Basidiomycota, Microbotryomycetes, Sporidiobolales, Sporidiobolaceae.
ACAACAGGUGCCGAGACCAUGAUGCGCCGCUUCUGGAAGUCGGUCGCCCUCGAGCCUCGCGACGGCGACUACGCCGUCCUCCUCGACAAGCGCACGCUCAAGACGCCCGGCGGCACUCAGCUCCUCGUGCCCAAGGAGCGCCUGCCCGUCGCGCUCUGCAUCGCCGACGAGUGGGAGAACCAGACGACCGUCCUCAAGCCUCACACCCUCCCCAUGACCUCGAUCGCUGCGCGCGCCCUCGACGGGCUCAACACGGCCGAGGCGCGCAAGGACGUCGUCGCGUACCUCUUGCGGUACCUCGACACCGACACUGUCUGCUUCCACGAGUCGUUCCCGGAGCGACUGACGCGGCUGCAGGACGCGCACUGGAAGCCGCUCAUCUCGUGGGUCGAGGAGACGUACGGCGUCGAGAUCAAGCUGUACGAGGGCAUCCUCGGCAACAAGCAGUCGGACGCGACGGUGCUCAAGCUCGGCGCCGUCGCGUCCGAGUUUGACCACUUCAAGCUCGCCGCGUUCGAGCGUGCGGUGCUCGCGUCCAAGUCGUACCUGAUUGCGCUCGCGCUCGUCGAGGGCCACCUGACGGUCGACGAGGCGGCGCACGCGGCGCACGUCGAGGUGCAGAGCCAGAUUGACCGUUGGGGCGAGGUCGAGGACACUCACGACGUCGACCACCACGACGUGCGGGUGCGGCUCGGGUCGGCGGCGCUGUUGGUUGCGCACCAGGGGCAGCUUGCAUAGGCUGUAGCGAGACUAGUGUCAUGUACCUCUAUUGCAGUC